This is a messenger RNA of Anthostomella pinea, 495 nucleotides long. The record is from the annotation of a GenBank genome assembly. Lineage: Eukaryota; Fungi; Ascomycota; Sordariomycetes; Xylariales; Xylariaceae.
AUGGCUAGCUUUCCCACCCCAUCAAGUGACCGGCCGAAGCACGAGAUGCAGUACUUCCCGGAUAUGCUGACGGCUCUGCCAUCCAAGUCUGCCGAGUUUAGACGAGUGCUAUGGACUGGCCUCUAUAGUCAGCUUGUUCUGAUGACAAUUCCGGUGGGAGGAGACAUCGGUGAUGAGGUUCACACGGUAGACCAAAUCCUGACCUUCACCUCGGGUACGGGUCUCGCUCAGGUUGGGGGCAAAGAGCAAGAGGUCAAAGCCGGAGACCUCGUCAUCGUACCGGCUGGCACGCAGCACCAGUUCAUCAACACUGGACCUACGCCGCUGCUUUUGUACACUGUGUACAGCCCGGCAGAGCACAAGCCAACGAGCGUGCACAAGACCAAGGAGGAAGGUGACAAGGAGGAGGAGGAGGGUAUCGACGAAGCCCCGGAAUGGAGUCAGAAGAGCAAGGCUGAGAAUGAGAAGGAGGGUUGGGUCAAGGUGCCCGAGUGA